This is a messenger RNA of Toxotes jaculatrix (banded archerfish), 621 nucleotides long. Its product is annotated as serine-rich and transmembrane domain-containing protein 1. The record is from RefSeq and is a predicted model, not a curated record. NCBI's taxonomy places the organism in Eukaryota, Metazoa, Chordata, Actinopteri, Toxotidae. The coding region runs from base 280 to 621 and encodes 113 amino acids. Gene Ontology annotation, cellular component: intracellular membrane-bounded organelle. The transcript is spliced from 2 exons.
CCUUGCGUUUGCAUGUUUCCUUUUGAAUGUGAGCCCACGGAGACGCUCCACAUCUGACACUGUCUCCUCCAGCUGUAGCGCCCGUGUUGAGUGUGUGUGGGGGUCACACUGAAUGACAGGAAGAGACAGAGAGGGAGAGAGAGCGGACAGGCUCAUAAAGAACAUCUCUGGGGCAACAGAUCUGGUUUGCUCAGCUGAAAGACCAAACACAACGGGAUGGACUUCUGCACGACGUGAACAGGAGCGAGGGAAAGCUCCCUCACACAUUAAAAAGCCAGGAUGUCUGGGAUGGACGUCCCAUUGGUGGACCACAAUGAGACUGGAAUCUCUCCAAUAGACAAUGGGACCUUUCUCCGCUUCUCCCCAACCUCUGCCUCCACGUCAGCGGCCGCCUCAUCACCAGGACGUCCGGGCAAUGUUUACGUUUACGUGUGGCUCUUCCUCGGCCUGCUGGUGUUCCUGCUGACGCUGCUCAUCAUCUCCCUCCACAGGCUGAAGAACAUCAUCUCCUCCUCCUCCUCCGUCCCCGACUGCAGCAGCGAAGGAGGGAGCUCCUUCACGAACAUGGAGAUCUGUAGCAUCUCGUCUCAGAGGUCCACCAUCUCCUCGCUGUCCACCUGA